Messenger RNA from Bradysia coprophila, 2063 nucleotides. RefSeq names its product beta-glucuronidase-like. Gene Ontology annotation, biological process: carbohydrate metabolic process. Gene Ontology annotation, molecular function: beta-glucuronidase activity; carbohydrate binding. NCBI's taxonomy places the organism in Eukaryota, Metazoa, Arthropoda, Insecta, Diptera, Sciaridae. The record is from RefSeq and is a predicted model, not a curated record.
AUGGAUAAGAGUCAAAGUAAAUUCAAUUUGCUGUUGGAGAUUGUGUUACUGUUACUGACAGUUACAACAGCACCUUGUCAAACGAUUCCAACAGAAGGACUUCUAUAUCCUAGGGCAUCUGAAACGCGAAAUCUUCGAUCACUUGAUGGAAUUUGGAACUUCGUACGAUCGAAUACAAAUGAUCCAGCUGAAGGAAUCAGAGAACAAUGGUUCCUAAGAGAUUUAAGAUUGUCGAACCAAAGUGUCAUUAACAUGCCCGUUCCGGCCAGCUACAAUGAUGUAGUUGAAGACAUUGCAGUAAGGGAUCAUGUUGGUACAGUGUGGUACGAUCGACAGUUUUUCAUUCCAACGUCUUGGCAAGGAGAAAGAGUAUGGAUCCGAUUCGGUAGCGUUAAUUAUGAAGCACAAGUAUGGAUCAAUGGGGAAUUUGUUACUCAACAUACUUUCGGUCACCUUCCAUUCGAGGCUGAAAUUUCGAAUAAAGUCCUUUAUGGAAAGCAAAAUCGCAUUACCGUCCUGGUCGAUAAUACAUUGACACCGGAUUCAAUUCCACAGGGCAGAAUUGUCGAACGAGACAAUGAUGAUGGUAAGGUGACUCUCCUGGAAUACACCUUUGACUAUUUCCACUAUGCUGGCAUCCAUCGUUCGGUUCAUCUGUAUACAACACCGAGCACAUACAUUAAGGAACUGCAUGUCGAGACAAGUGUUGAUAACGACGGUCAUGGACAGGUUUAUUUUACAAUUUUACCAAACGAAAAUCCGUCAACUCUGUCUGCAAACGUAACCAUUUACGACAAGAAAAUGAAUGCGAUCGUUUCGCAGUCUGUUAAUAGUGUCAUGACUGGUGAAUUGACUAUAAAUCGUGUGAAUAAAUGGUGGCCAUACCUAAUGAACCCAGACCCGGGAUAUCUGUACACAAUUGAAGUGAAACUUUCAACUCAAACGCGCCAGAACGUCGAUAUUUAUCGUAUGAAGUUCGGGGUUCGAACACUGCGUUGGACUGACACUGCAUUCCUAAUCAACGAUAAACCAGUUUAUUUUCGAGGAUUGGGGAAGCAUGAAGAUUCUGAUAUACGUGGUAAGGGCUUAGACUUGGCUCUCCUUACAAGAGACUUUAACUUAUUGCGAUGGAUUGGCGCAAAUGCAUACCGCACAAGUCACUAUCCAUAUUCGGAGGAGUCGAUGCAAUUUGCUGAUGAGCAUGGAAUUAUGAUCAUUGACGAAUGCGCUUUGAGUCAAACUAACGUUGCCAUUGAAAGCUAUACCGAAGAAUUACUUCAAAAUCAUAAAGCCAAUAUGGAAGAGUUGAUUCACCGUGACCGCAACCAUCCCAGUGUCAUAAUGUGGUCGAUUGCAAACGAACCUAGAUCUGAUGUUAGCAAUGCAUAUUGGUAUUUCGGCGAAGUAGCAAGCUAUACGAAACAGCUCGACCCAACUCGUCCAAUCACGGCUGCAGCUGCAAUCGAUCAUCCUAUUGUUGGCGAUGGUGCAGCACCUCAUUUGGAUAUUGUUAGUUUCAAUCGAUACAACGCUUGGUACAUCGAUGUGGGACGUUUAGACACGAUAACAAAUAGAAUUGUGGAAGAUGCCCGCGAAUAUCAUGCUGCCUACGCGAAACCUGUGAUAUUACAAGAAUAUGGAGCCGAUACUCUCGAAGGCCUCCAUCUGUUGCCAGUUGCUGUGUGGUCGGAAGAAUUUCAAACUCAAUCGCUUUCAAAGUAUUUCGAAGCUUUCGAUAGACUGAGAAACGAGGGAUUUUUCAUCGGCGAAUUUAUUUGGAAUUUUGCUGAUUUCAAGACGUUUCAGAGUAUUACGCGAGUGGGUGGCAACAAAAAAGGUGUAUUCACUCGAAAUCGACAGCCGAAGGCAGCGGCUCACUUGCUCAGAAAACGCUAUUUUCAACUAGCAUUAGAAAUUGACAACUACCGUAAUGUGCCCGACGACAUUUAUGAAUAUACCAAUCAAAGACAAAUUAAUAUUUUGAAAGAAGAGCUGUAAACUAGACUAUAAGUUAGAAUUAGAUAUUUGUCCCAUUAAAUCUAGUGUGGGUUACACUAACAUGU